This is a messenger RNA of Colletotrichum truncatum, 1263 nucleotides long. RefSeq names its product Exopolygalacturonase A 2. Gene Ontology annotation, biological process: carbohydrate metabolic process. NCBI's taxonomy places the organism in Eukaryota, Fungi, Ascomycota, Sordariomycetes, Glomerellales, Glomerellaceae. Gene Ontology annotation, molecular function: polygalacturonase activity. The record is from RefSeq and is a predicted model, not a curated record.
AUGCAGUUCUUUGCGGUAUUCAACUUCAUUAUUGCAUCAGCUCUUGCAGCAUGCCAGCCAAACCUGCCGCCUUUCCCAAAUAUAUCGGCUUCCCCUAAAUCACCCAUUGACUUUCAAUUACCAGCUGGUCCAAAUCGCGACAAGGUCUGCGUCGUAAAGGCUAAUCAAGACGAUGCUGGACCAGCUAUUCUUUCAGCUGCUAGGGACUGCAACAAGGGCGGUACAGUAUACCUUCCCAACGGCACCUACACCAUCAAGUCGACACUUGACCUUACCUUCUUGGACCAUGUGGAUUUUGCUAUCUUUGGUAAGAUCUAUUUUAAGGGCGACCCUAAGCAUUGGCCGGGUAAAACGUUCAACUACCCUUUUCAGUCAGUCAGUCUCUUCUGGAGGUUUGGUGGCUCUGAUGUGAAUAUCUAUGGCGGUGGCCAGGGUAUCAUCGAUGGUCUCGGCCAGGCGUACUGGGACGCCAUGGUUCUUGAUAAGAAUGUAUUGCGUCCGACUCUUUUCGGGACGGAUGGAUUGCAUAGAUCGACCAUCACUGGGCUCAAAAUGAGGAACAGCCCAGGUUGGUUCAACUUUAUUUCCAAUUCUUCAAACAUUCUUGUCAGCGACAUCUCACUGGACGUUGAGCAGAAAAACAAGUCUGCCCCAGCCAAAAAUACAGACGGAUGGGAUACUUACAGAAAUUGCGUUUCUUUCAAGCCAAACUCGACCUCAGUCGUCGUUCAGGGCCUUGACUGUACCGGUUCACACGGAAUAUCCGUUGGCAGCCUUGGGCAAUACCGCGAUCAGGUUGACAUCGUUGAAGAUGUUUAUAUUUACAACAUCACUAUGUCUAAAGCCUCGGACGGGGCUCGCAUCAAGGUCUGGCCCGGCCUGCCUCCUGGUAGUGACCCUGCUGCUUCUGGGGGCGGUAGCGGUUGGGUUCGCAAUGUAACUUAUGAGCUAUUUCAUAAUGUUGGCAAUGAUCACGCAAUUUCCAUCUCUCAAUGCUACUACACCAAGAAUCAGACAAUUUGUGAUUUGUAUCCGGCAAGCCUCAAAAUACAGGAUAUCACGUUUUUAGACUUUUCUGGUACGACGAGCAGCAAAUACGCUCCUCGGGUUGGCGAAAUUAUUUGCAGCUCUCCCACGGUGUGCACAGGCAUAGUUGCCCGUAAUAUCAAUGUGAAGCCGGCUGGAGGUCAGCCAGCCUUCUUUGGCUGUCACAACUUUGACCAGUCCAAUGCUAAGAUCAAUUGCAAAGAACCGGGACCUUAA